UACUUCAGAGCCAGAAUCGGAAACGCUACCAACACUAGAACCAGACUCUACCUUAUUGGUAGUAGAGCAAUUGAGACAACAAAUAGAAACCCAGAAUCAAUUUAUUCUGCAGCUUCAGCAAAGAGUAGAUAAGUUAGAAAAGAUUAAUCAGACCUUCCUCCACAUGUUUGAGCAGGAUGCACAAGCAGCUCAACAACGUUAUACCUUCCUUACUCAAGAA
Molecule: messenger RNA, 220 nt
Organism: Dentiscutata heterogama
Lineage: Eukaryota; Fungi; Glomeromycota; Glomeromycetes; Diversisporales; Gigasporaceae
Source: the annotation of a GenBank genome assembly